This is a messenger RNA of Bathycoccus prasinos, 681 nucleotides long. RefSeq lists its product with no specific name. Bases 1 to 681 code for a protein of 226 amino acids. Gene Ontology annotation, molecular function: zinc ion binding. Lineage: Eukaryota; Viridiplantae; Chlorophyta; Mamiellophyceae; Mamiellales; Bathycoccaceae. The transcript has a single exon. The record is from RefSeq and is a predicted model, not a curated record.
AUGAUUGAUGACGAUGCUCUCGGGACGGUGUCGUCAGAGCCAGCGAAAUCAGCCGUGAAGAAGAACAGUAAGAGGAAACGAAGCGAGGACGAUGAGAAGGAGGCGCCUAAACUCGAUCGUACCGUUGAGUCUUUGGAGAGGAAGAGCGAGGAGGAGAAUGAUGAUGAUGAUGAUGACAACAACAGUUGUGGAGACAAACGCGGCGUGUUGUCGGUGAAUGCAGAGAACGAGGAGAAGAAGGAGAAGAAGACAAAGAAGAUAAAGAAAUCAGUAAACUUCUCUUUGAAUCAUUUAGAAGACGUAGCCGGAGUCGCGGACGAUAUAGACAGAGAAGCGUGGGAGUUACCGAGAACGUGCGAUGGAUGCGGUUUGUACAUAUUAGGCGAACGAUGGUCGUGCGGGAAAUGUGUAGAGGAAACGGAGGAGGAGUUUGAUUUUUGUAAAGCGUGCUUCGUGGCAUUUAUGGAGGUAGAAAGUAAAGGUGGUGGUGAUACUAGUGUUGGUAGUAAGAGUCAUAAUACCAAUAAUAAUGAUCCGUGGAGUACUAUCGAUGGCGGCGGUGCCGUUCAAUUGACGAGCGCGGAUUUACAUAAACACGAUCCGAACUCUUUUCUCAAGUUCGACGAGGAAAACGAAGAAAGCAUCGCCAACGUAGAGAUGAAGAAAGCAGUGGAGCAGUAG